This is a messenger RNA of Papaver somniferum (opium poppy), 528 nucleotides long. Its product is annotated as BURP domain-containing protein 7-like. NCBI's taxonomy places the organism in Eukaryota, Viridiplantae, Streptophyta, Magnoliopsida, Ranunculales, Papaveraceae. The transcript is spliced from 3 exons. The record is from RefSeq and is a predicted model, not a curated record. The coding region runs from base 32 to 358 and encodes 108 amino acids.
CAAUAGCUAUCUUUCAAAGAAAUUUUAUAACAUGGAAUUGCUUCUUCUUCUACUCAUCUCUGCUUCUUAUAUCUUGGUUGGAGUUGUAGGAAACCCUUCUGCUCCUCUUCCUGCUGAGGUCUACUGGAAGCACAAGUUGCCAAACACUCCUAUGCCCGCCAUACUUCAUGAUCUCUUUCAUCCUGCAGAUGAUCAACAAGGAAAGCUGCUGACUGAUGUCAGAGCAGGAGUCACCAUUCCAAAUGAAAAUGCUGCAACAAAUAGACAUCUCCAAAAUAACCCAGGCGCGUCUCUCUUCUUCCUACAAAAGGAUUUAUAUCCUGGGGCUAAAAUGAACUUGCAGUUUGCUAUGAGCUAGAAAUCAGAAAAAGCUGAAUUUAUCAGUCAAAGUAUAGAUGCCUGUGAACACCCAGGUAUAGAAAAUGAAGAAAAGUACUAUGCAACUUCAUUGGAAUCACUUGUUGAAUUCGGUACAUCCAAACUCGAAAAAGAAGUUAACUUAUUGACCACGGUAAUAGCUGGUGAGAA